AUACAUCGUCAGAUUAAUCGGUAGAUUACUUGAUUAUUAAUAUAAUCAAUAGUCACAUGGUGGUGCAGUGGUUAGAACUGUUGCCUCACACUUCUGGGACCCGUGUUAAAGUCUCCGCCUGGGGUACAUGUGUGUGGAGUUUGCAUGUUCUCCCCAUGUUUCCUCCGGGUACUCCGGUUUCCCCCCACAGUCCAAAAACAUGCUGAGGCUAAUUGGAGUUACUAAAUUGCCCGUAGGAGUGCAUGUGUGAGUGACUGGUGUGUCAGUAUGCCCUGCGAUGGGCUGGCCCCCCAUCAUGGUUUGUUCCCUGCCUUGUGCCCAUUGCUUCCGGGAUAGGCUCCGGACCCCCCGCGACCCAGUAGGAUAAGCGGUUUGGAAAUGGAUAGUCACAGCCCUCAUUCCAUUUUUGGAUCCUAAUCAAGAUCUCUCUCAUCACGAAAUGAACAUACAAACCUCCCCAAGUUGAACCACACUACAAUUACCAAAAAUACUGACAAACAAAACAACACUUUCUUUGUAUCUGUAAAAGCCGCAUUCGCAAUGGCUUCAUGCACCCUGGAUCACAACGACAACUCAGCGAUUAAGGGCGGCAGCGAAAAACCGUCCUGGAUCGAGCCUGGCUUGGAGUGCCUCUCACUCCGAACCGCCGACUCCGCGUCUUCCGUCUGAAGCAGGUGCUGACAGGCUCGGUACCCGGCGUUACACCUGCAGUCUGGCCGCUGAGAAAGACGCUGGAAAUGAAACGCGUUAUAGAAAAUACGGCUCCGGGACCCAGGAGCGCAUGUCAAAGCCAACGCCGUGCAGCUGUUUCCUCGGAAUUUCAAUUCUUAUCUCAUGGAUGCCUCGAAUAGAAAAACAUCAAAGAAGAUGGUUUUGUGUUAUUAAGGUGGCCACUGUCUACGCCCAUGUGCCCGGCCCCAGCGUGUGUCGAUAGGAAGCAAGCAGCUUUUUAAAACAUUUCCAGUGUCUUUUUUACACCUCCUCUACUCCUUGACGCCUCCCAUAUUUCCCUCUGCCCUCCUUGUUCCCGUUCCGGCUAUGGUGGACUCAGGUGCUAUGAGGAAGACGUUCACGGUCCCGGAGAUCAAACCUCUGGACCAGUACGAUUUCAAGCGAGCCAAGAUCUGCGCCAGCCUGGCGUGGCUGCUGUCGAAGUGCUACGGCGGCGGAGAGAAUGUUCCGACUGAGUUACGAGACCCCUUCUACCUGGACCAGUAUGAACAAGAGCAUGUCAAGCCACCUGUCACAGGCCUGCUGCUGUCCACAGAGCUCUACUGCCGUGCAUAUGGCCUGUUACUCAGGGUGUCACCUCCUAAAGAUUGUACCACCGUCCUCCAGCUUAUGGCUCAGAAGGGGGUCGUCCCAAGAGACGAGGAUGCUGCACUGACUGAGUCUCAGCUCCGGCUGGCCCCCAUCCGAAUGAGUGCUCAUCUGGCAUUGAUCGAUGCACUCAUGUCGGUGGAUGCCAUAGCAACAAUCAGCAAAGUGAAGAUGCCGGCUGUAGUGGAGCAGUUGUGGGGCAGAGCUAGUUGGGAGAACGGUAUACUUUACUGGAUCAACAAGCUAAUACAAAAGCUGAGAGAGAACACAGAAGGAGAUAUGAUCCAGAAACCUCAGCCCAGUACGGAUCUGCAGCCUGUCCAGCCUUCGUGUCCAACCCGAUGGUACUGGAAACUCGUUCCUCAUGCCAUCGCUUUUUGUUUGAAGGAGUCUGGGAAUAAACCACCUGUGAUCCGCUACAGGAAGGACAAGAUUCUUCCCAAACAGACGCCAACAUUUCCACUUGUCACCAGCAUACGGGAUCUUUCCAAUGGUUGUGCUAUGGCCACAGUCGUCCAUUACUACUGCCCCAGCCUGCUGCCCUUAGAGGACGUGUGCCUGAAGGACACCAUGUCAGUGGCAGACAGCCUGUAUAACUUGCAGCUGGUUCGGGAUUUCUGUAACACCUGCCUACAAAGCUGCUGCCCCCUGGCUGUGGAGGAUCUGCUGUACACCUCGCCUGCACUGCGGGUCAACAUCAUGAGCUUCAUGGCAGAGCUGCUGGGAUGGUUUGAGGUGCGCAAGCCGGACUUCGUGCGUCCAGUGGAGCCUCUGGAUCUUUCUGAUCCAUCUGGACUGAUUGACUGCACAACUCCACCAAGUGGGAGCAGCAGCAGUGCCUCUCCCACCUUCAUCUUUAAGCAGCCCUUGGUGAUAAAAUCAUCUCCGAUGUCCCCUGGAGCUACAGCAGAGGGUAUUGGAAGAGCUUGGGCUAAGAAACAGAUCCGCCGUCCUCUGUCUGCUGUGUCAUUCAGCAUUCCUUUUGGCCUGGACAGUGACGUUGACGUUGUCAUGGGAAACCCUGUGGGAACCAUGGUGCGGUCAGUGAGCUCUGACAGCUUGAAAGCUGGAGUACCAGCAAUGACUCGCGUGCCCUACACCCCUCCAGAGGACCUCAGCCAUCUUAUGACUGGAGGCCCAGGGACCCGCCACAAGAACGGACCUGUGGAUGUACCCUCCACGGAGGAGAUCCUGCAGGUCCUCCACAGCCAAGGCAAGCUGGAACGCCGGCUUUGUCCAGAAGGAGCUCCAGAUGGGUUCUACCUGCAUUCGCCUGAUGAGCAUGGGGGUGCCGCUCGUCUCAGCAGCUCCGCCCCCUCACAGUCCAGUAUGCUGUACCGGCCACGAGGUGAAACUCAGGAGCGCCGCAAUAAGCACAGCUUGGGCGAGUCUCGAAAGGAAGACUCUGUUCUCUGUGUCAUUAACAUGGAAUCAGAUACAUCGAGAUAUCCACCAAAAGCACGAUCUACCCCAGGAACCCCUGCCAGUGUAUCAAUGCGAAAGCUCCAGCCAGAUGAUGGCACAAGGAUGACCAGUUUUGCUGAACGCAAGAAAAAACUAGCCCCUGACACACCCCCUGGAGAGACCCCCAGCCUACAGAUGACCUCCUGGGCCCAGAGAUCAGAGGAAAGUCCCAGCAGGAGCCAAGCCCUCACCUCGGAGAUGUCAGAUCUGGGAGCAAAGCUUGAGGAAAAGCGCAAGUCCAUUGAAGCACAGAAGCAGAGAAUUGAGGCCAUUUUCGCCAAACAUCGGCAGCGACUGGGUAACAAUGCGUUGAUGCAGCUACAGAAACAGCAAGCGGCAGGGGAGGAAGGAGGGCCUGUAGCAGGUGAGCUCAGCGCCUCCUCUGGGAAAGAGGAAAGUUUGAGCAGACCAGCCCCAGAGGAACAGCCACUGCAAGACAAGGGCAAGGAGGAGACCAGCAAGCCACCAUCACCACCACCCAAACUGGAGAAACAGGUGACUUUCUCCAUGGAGACAGGGACAAGCUUGCAGAAGGCUGAAGAGAAGCUGGUGGGACCAGUGCCUUUGGGAGACUACAGUGACGCGGUGUCCAAGCUGAAUGCAGCCCUCAGCUCCCUGCAGAGUGACAUGCAGCGACUUUCUGAGCAGCAGAAGAUGCUCAUGAACAGGCAGAGCUCACCCUGCUCCCGAGCUUGGGUCAUCCCCACCAGCCGCACCCUUCCCCACCGUGAUCCGCCUUCUGCGUCACCAUCACCCUCUCGGAAGGCGCCAAGCGCCUCCACAUCCCCAAAACCCACUCAGGCGUCCCACCGACGAGCUCGAUCUGUGCCCCCUAAGUCUCCGGGGCACCAGCAGCAGACUCGGCCUCAUGAGCUGAAGAUUGCACCUGUGACGCGUGUCCUCACCCCCCAGAGGAAUGUAGAUAGUUUGCAGCACCUCCGCAAGGUGUCACCCAGCCAGUGUCAGGUGCAGACAUGCUCAUCCUUCAGCAUUGGUGAGCUACCAUCCCCCCCGCUGGUGGGGGAUAACUCAUCAGAGACGGGCUCCAGUGAGGAUCACACAAUAUUUAGCCUUGAGCUGGAAGACAGCACAACUCUGCCUGCAGGGGGUCAGGAACUUCCAGCUGGACAGACUGGCAGUUCUGGGGCCCCUUCUGAGUGCUCCAUGGACAGUGACACUAUGGGAGCCUACAAUAGCAAGCACUGCAGCCUGAUGGAGAUCUCCAUGUCCUCCUUGCCAGAGCGUGGGGGGGAGGAAGGGCCCCGUGUUUCUUCUAGCUCCAUGAGUAGUCAGUCAGAGCCAGAGAUGAAAGGGGGGAGUGGAUUGUUCCUCAAGGAGGAGGAGAACCAGCUAGAGGGUGAAAUGGCCCAACCGAGGGCAGCACUGUCAGACAAGCAGCAGAAGAGGGCAGACGAGCUGAAGAGGCACCGGCAGGAGCUGGAGAGAGAAGACAGGACUACCAGCAGACUUGCCUCUCUUGAGGAUCCUAAAUCCCGUUGGAUGGAGGAGAGACCUGUGCCUGCCUCUUGCCCCCCACCACGGCGUGGGGACUUCACCCGGCAAGAAUACCAGCGGCGGCAGCAAUUGAAGCUCAUGGAGGAGCUCGACAAAGUGCUGCGAAGCAAGGCCACCAGCACACGUGCCAUCAAAAAGCAGCGGCCCAAAACAGAGUUCCGAGACGACUCGGGUCUGUCCCGCAGUCCAGCUAAGGGCUUUCUUGGUUCACAGCUCAGUAAGGUUUACUCCCAUUCCAGCCAAAAUCUGUCCUCUAUAGCCAAUGACUCUGGAAAUGGUCUUAGCUCCCCAGUGGUGAGGAAGUCCCCCAGUCAGCCUCAUUCCCCUGCAAGACUAAUGUCACCAAGUCGACUGGCCAGUCAGAAUGGAGAAAAGGACUGGGAAAAUGGCUCAAUGGCGUUGUCUCCAGCCUCCAUCCCAGAAUACACUGGUCCCAAGCUGUACAAGGAGCCAAGCUUCAAGUCCAAUAAGUUCAUCAUUCACAACGCUCUCUCUCACUGCUGCCUGGCUGGAAAGGUCAAUGAGCCACAGAAGAACAAGAUUGUGGAAGAAAUGGAAAAGAGCUCAGCAAACCACUUCCUGAUCCUGUUUCGGGACUCCAGCUGCCAGUUCCGGGCUGUGUACACCCUGAACCCAGACUCGGGAGACCUGGCACGCCUGGCUGGCAUUGGGCCGCGGCUCGUGGUCUCGUCUACGGUGGAUGCCAUCUACAAGUACAACUCGGAUCGCAAGCAGUUUACCACCAUUCCAUCCAAAACGCUGUCCAUGAGUGUGGAUGCUUUCACCAUCCCGGCACACCUGUGGCAGAGUAAAAGGCCCAGCACGCCCAAGAAGCCAGGAACACCCAAAUAAGCCUCUGCUGGAAUGAAAACUUUGUGGGAGACACAGGCCUUGGUAGUCAGGAGAGUGAAAGUAACUUGGAUUAUUCCCCAAAAACAGCUGGACUGGAUGCAAAAUACUUGAACAUUGCUGUUGUCCCUUUCAGGGUUUGUACUCCAGGCUGGAUGUGAGGCAGCUCUUCGAUGACUUCUCACUAGCCUUGAUUCUGCCUAAGGCAUUUUAUAUGACUUUUAUGUUCAGUUUUGAAUUUGAACUGAUCUUGUGAUUAAACUUACUAUUUAAACAGAAUUCCAAACUGUCUGUAACUGAACCGUAAAAUGUAAAGGAUGUGUGUGUAUACACUGAUCUUCUGUAAAUAUUUUUUUCCAAAAAUGGUGAUGGUGGUGUAUACAAUGUAUAUACGAAUAUAUGUAAAUUUAAAUGCUCAUUGUCUUGAUUUUAAACUAUGUAUGGAAGUGACUGGUGAAUAAGAAAGUUAGCAUGGACUCUGUGUGUAAGGACAAAUUCAGUUCCACUGACUGCAAAAAUCUGGCCACGAGGUCUUCUUAGUGCUGUAGUCUUGAAUAAAGCAGGUUUCAUUUCAACAUCAGGAAACAGACUUGAGGUUGUUUGCUGUUUGCCUGCUCCUGCAGUUCUGAUCAAUCUCUUUGACUCCCCCUGCAGGUCUGAUCCGCCUCUUUGCCUCCCCCAGUAGAUCUGAUCAGUCUCUUUGCCUCCCCCUGCAGAUCUGAUCAGUCUCUUUGCCUCCCCCAGUAGAUCUGAUCAGUCGCUUUGCCUCCCCAAGUAGAUCUGAUCAGUCGCUUUGCCUCCCCCAGUAGAUCUGAUCAGUCUCUUUGCCUCCCCCAGUAGAUCUGAUCAGUCUCUUUGCCUCCCCCUGCAGUUAUGAUCAGUCUCUUUGCCUCCCUCUGCAGAUCUGAUCAGUCUCUUUGCCUCCCCCAGUAGAUCUGAUCAGUCUGUUUGCCUCCCCCUGCAGGUAUGAUCAGUCUCUUUGCCUCCCCCUGCAAAUCUGAUCAGUCGCUUUGCCUCCCUCUGUAAGUCUGAUCAGUCUCUUUGCCUCCCCCUACAGAUCUGAUCAGUCUCUUUGACUCCCCCUGUAAGUCUGAUCAGUCUCUUUGCCUCCCCCUGCAGGUCUGAUCAGUCUCUUUGCCUCCCCCUGCAGGUCUGAUCAGUCUCUUUGCCUCCCUUUGCAGGUCUGAUCAGUCUCUCUGCCUCCCCCUGCAGGUCUGAUCAGUCUCUUUGCCUCCCCCUGCAGAUCUGAUCAGUCUCUUUGCCUCCCUCUAUAAGUCUGAUCAGUCUCUUUGCCUCCCUCUACAGAUCUGAUCAGUCUCUUUGCCUCCCCCUGCAGAUCUGAUCAGUCUCUUUGCCUCCCCCUACAGGUCUGAUCAGUCUCUUUGCCUCCCCCUACAGAUCUGAUCAGUCUCUUUGCCUCCCCCUGCAGGUUUGAUCAGUCUCUUUGCCUCCCCCUGCAGAUCUGGUCAGUCUCUUUGCCUCCCCCAGUAGAUCUGAUCAGUCUCUUUGCCUCCCCCUGCAGAUCUGAUCAGUCUCUUUGCCUCCCCCAGUAGAUCUGAUCAGUCGCUUUGCCUCCCCAAGUAGAUCUGAUCAGUCUCUUUGCCUUCCCCAGUAGAUCUCAUCAGUCUCUUUGCCUCCCCCUGCAUGUCUGAUCAGUCUCUUUGCCUCCCCCUGCAGGUCUGAUAAGUCUCUUUGACUCCCUCUGUAAGUCUGAUCAGUCUAUUUGCCUCCCCCUGCAGGUCUGAUCAGUCUCUUUGCCUCCCCCUGCAGGUCUGAUCAGUCUCUUUGCCUCCCCUUGCAGGUAUGAUCAGUCUCUUUGCCUCCCCCUGCAGAUCUGAUCAGUCUCUUUGACUCCCCCUGUAAGUCUGAUCAGUCUCUUUGCCUCCCCCUGCAGGUCUGAUCAGUCUCUUUGCCUCCCCCUGCAGGUCUGAUCAGUCUCUUUGCCUCCCCCUGCAGAUCUGAUCAGUCUCUUUGCCUCCCCCUGCAGGUCUGAUCAGUCUCUUUGCCUCCCCCUGCAGGUCUGAUCAGUCUCUUUGCCUCCCCCUGCAGAUCUGGUCAGUCUCUUUGCCUCCCCCAGUAGAUCUGAUCAGUCUCUUUGCCUCCCCCUGCAGAUCUGAUCAGUUCUUUGCCUCCCCCUGCAGGUCUGAUCAGUCUCUUUGCCUCCCCCUGCAGGUCUGAUCAGUCUCUUUGCCUCCCCUUGCAGGUAUGAUCAGUCUCUUUGCCUCCCCCUGCAGAUCUGAUCAGUCUCUUUGACUCCCCCUGUAAGUCUGAUCAGUCUCUUUGCCUCCCCCUGCAGGUAUGAUCAGUCUCUUUGCCUCCCCCUGCAAAUCUGAUCAGUCGCUUUGCCUCCCUCUGUAAGUCUGAUCAGUCUCUUUGCCUCCCCCUACAGAUCUGAUCAGUCUCUUUGACUCCCCCUGUAAGUCUGAUCAGUCUCUUUGCCUCCCCCUGCAGGUCUGAUCAGUCUCUUUGCCUCCCCCUGCAGAUCUGAUGAGUCUCUUUGCCUCCCUCUAUAAGUCUGAUCAGUCUCUUUGCCUCCCUCUACAGAUCUGAUCAGUCUCUUUGCCUCCCCCUGCAGAUCUGAUCAGUCUCUUUGCCUCCCCCUACAGGUCUGAUCAGUCUCUUUGCCUCCCUCUACAGGUCUGAUCAGUCUCUUUGCCUCCCCCUGCAGAUCUGAUCAGUCUCUUUGCCUCCCCCUACAGGUCUGAUCAGUCUCUUUGCCUCCCUCUACAGAUCUGAUCAGUCUCUUUGCCUCCCCCUGCAGAUCUGAUCAGUCUCUUUGCCUCCCCCUACAGGUCUGAUCAGUCUCUUUGCCUCCCUCUACAGGUCUGAUCAGUCUCUUUACCUCCCCCUGCAGGUCUGAUCAGUCUCUUUGAGUCACCCUGCAGGUCUGAUAAGUCUCUUUGCCUCCCUCUACAGAUCUGAUCAGUCUCUUUGCCUCCCCCUGUAAGUCUGAUCAGUCUCUCUGCCUCUCCCUGCAGAUCUGAUCAGUCUCUUUGCCUCCCCCUGUAAGUCUGAUCAGUCUCUUUGCCUCCCCCAGUAGAUCUGAUCAGUCUCUUUGACUCCCUCUGUAAGUCUGAUCAGUCUCUCUGCCUCUCCCUGCAGAUCUGAUCAGUCGCUUUGCCUCCCCCAGUAGAUCUGAUCAGUCUCUUUACCUCCCCCUGCAGGCCUGAUCAGUCUCUUUGCCUCCCCCAGUAGAUCUGAUCAGUCGCUUUGCCUCCCCCAGUAGAUCUUAUCAGUCUCUUUGCCUCCCCCUGCAGGUCUGAUCAGUCUCUUUGCCUCCCCCUGCAGGUCUGAUCAGUCUCUUUACCUCCCCCUGCAGGCCUGAUCAGUCUCUUUGCCUCCCCCAGUAGAUCUGAUCAGUCGCUUUGCCUCCCCCAGUAGAUCUUAUCAGUCUCUUUGCCUCCCCCUGCAGGUCUGAUCAGUCUCUUUGCCUCCCCCUGCAGGCCUGAUCAGUCUCUUUGCCUCCCCCAGUAGAUCUGAUCAGUCUCUUUGCCUCCCCCUGCAGGUCUGAUCAGUCUCUUUACCUCCCCCUGCAGGUCUGAUCAGUCUCUUUGCCUCCCCCAGUAGAUCUGAUCAGUCGCUUCACCUCCACCUGCAGGCCUGAUCAGUCUCUUUGCCUCUCCCAGUAGAUCUGAUCAGUCUCUUUGCCUCCCCCAGUAGAUCUGAUCAGUCUCUUUGACUCCCCCUACAGAUCUGAUCAGUCUCUUUGACUCCCCCUACAGAUCUGAUCAGUCUCUUUGCCUCCCCCAGUAGAUCUGAUCAGUCGCUUUGCCUCCCCCAGUAGAUCUGAUCAGUCUCUUUGACUCCCCCUGUAAGUAUGAUCAGUCUCUUUGCCUCCCCCUGCAGAUCUGAUCAGUGUCUUUGCCUCCCCCUGCAGAUCUGAUCAGUCUCUUUGCCUCCCCCUGCAGAUCUGAUCAGUCUCUUUGCCUCCCGCUGCAGGUCUGAUCAGUCUCUUUGCCUCCCCCUGCAGGUCUGAUCAGUCUCUUUGACACCCCCUGCAGGUCUGAUAAGUCUCUUUGCCUCCCUCUACAGAUCUGAUCAGUCUCUUUGCCUCCCCCUGCAGGUCUGGUCAGUCUCUCUGCCUCCCCCUGCAGGUCUGAUCAGUAUCUCUGCCUCCCCCUGCAGAUCUGAUCAGUCUCUUUGCCUCCCCCUACAGAUCUGAUCAGUCUCUUUGACUCCCCCUGUACGUCUGAUCACUCUCUUUGCCUCCCUCUACAGGUCUGAUCAGUCUCUUUGCCUCCCCCUGCAGAUCUGAUCAGUCUCUUUGCCUCCCCCUGCAGAUCUGAUCAGUCUCUUUGCCUCCCCCUGCAGAUCUGAUCAGUAUCUUUGCCUCCCCCUACAGAUCUGAUCAGUCUCUUUGACUCCCUCUGUAAGUCUGAUCAGUCUAUUUGCCUCCCCCUGCAGGUCUGAUCAGUCUCUUUGCCUCCCCUUGCAGGUAUGAUCAGUCUCUUUGCCUCCCCCUGCAGAUCUGAUCAGUCUCUUUGACUCCCCCUGUAAGUCUGAUCAGUCUCUUUGCCUCCCCCUGCAGGUCUGAUCAGUCUCUUUGCCUCCCCCUGCAGGUCUGAUCAGUCUCUUUGCCUCCCCCUGCAGGUCUGAUCAGUCUCUUUGCCUCCCCCUGCAGGUCUGAUCAGUCUCUUUGCCUCCCCCUACAGAUCUGAUCAGUCUCUUUGCCUCCCCCUGCAGGUUUGAUCAGUCUCUUUGCCUCCCCCUGCAGAUCUGGUCAGUCUCUUUGCCUCCCCCAGUAGAUCUGAUCAGUCUCUUUGCCUCCCCCUGCAGAUCUGAUCAGUUCUUUGCCUCCCCCUGCAGGUCUGAUCAGUCUCUUUGCCUCCCCCUACAGAUCUGAUCAGUCUCUUUGACUCCCUCUGUAAGUCUGAUCAGUGUCUUUGCCUCCCCCUGCAGGUCUGAUCAGUCUCUUUGCCUCCCCCUGCAGGUCUGAUCAGUCUCUUUGCCUCCCCCUGCAGGUCUGUUCAGUGUCUUUGCCUCCCCCUGCAGGUAUGAUCAUCUCUUUGACUCCCUCUGUAAGUCUGAUCAGUCUCUUUGUCUCCCCAUGCAGGUUUGAUCAGUCUCUUUCCCUGUCCCUUCUGUUUAUUACAGCUGUGUUACCUAAAUGUUGCGAAAACGUUCCUACAAAUAUGAUAAAACAGACAUCUUGGAGACAUACUCAUAAAUCCUUUAAAAGUUGGUGGUUUUUAAGUAAUAACAUAUGUCAGUUUUCACCUGUUUUAGUUGAAACAUUUGGAUUAAAAUGAGAAUCCUCAGGAAUAACAACAUUCUAAUGCUCUCACCAGCUUCAGCUUUCCUGCCUGUCAUGUCUCCCGUGUGCUGAAAAGAGCUCGAACUUGGUUCAAAGGACUGAGCACAUUCUGCUAGUGGCAUGUAUGUCUUUGUGCUUUCUGUACAUUUGUAAAUAAAAAUGUAAUGACUUUUGCUCCCUAA
Molecule: messenger RNA, 10584 nt
Organism: Brienomyrus brachyistius
Lineage: Eukaryota; Metazoa; Chordata; Actinopteri; Osteoglossiformes; Mormyridae
Product: calmodulin-regulated spectrin-associated protein 3-like
Exons: 23
Coding region: 1039-5151 (1370 amino acids)
Biological process (GO): cytoplasmic microtubule organization; neuron projection development; negative regulation of microtubule depolymerization
Cellular component (GO): microtubule minus-end
Molecular function (GO): microtubule minus-end binding; calmodulin binding; spectrin binding
Source: RefSeq, a predicted model, not a curated record